AGCAUGCCCUGGUGAGAGGGCUCCUCUAGGGGAGCCCAGGGUGCUCCGGGAGCCUGCUGGUUUGGGGGUGUCUCCUCCCGGGGCGCUAUGGCGGCGUUGGCCAGUAGCCUGAUCCGACAGAAGCGGGAGGUCCGCGAGCCCGGGAGCAGCCGGCCGGUGUCGGCGCAGCGGCGCGUGUGUCCCCGCGGCACCAAGUCUCUUUGCCAGAAGCAGCUCCUCAUCCUGCUGUCCAAGGUGCGAUUGUGCGGGGGGCGGCCCACGCGACAGGACCGAGGCCCAGAGCCUCAGCUCAAAGGCAUCGUCACCAAAUUGUUCUGCCGCCAGGGUUUCUACCUCCAGGCGAAUCCCGAUGGGAGCAUCCAGGGCACCCCAGAGGACACCAGCUCCUUCACCCACUUCAAUUUGAUUCCCGUGGGGCUCCGUGUGGUCACCAUCCAGAGUGCCAAGCUGGGUCAUUACAUGGCCAUGAAUGCCGAGGGGCUAUUGUACAGCUCGCCACAUUUCACAGCAGAGUGUCGCUUUAAGGAGUGCGUCUUUGAGAAUUACUACGUUCUGUAUGCCUCUGCUCUGUACCGCCAGCGUCGUUCUGGCCGGGCCUGGUACCUAGGCCUGGACAAGGAAGGCCGGGUCAUGAAGGGAAACCGAGUCAAGAAGACCAAGGCAGCUGCCCACUUUGUGCCCAAGCUCCUGGAGGGUGGGUAUGGGCUCAAGAAAAGUGGCCAUGUACCGGGAGCCUUCUCUCCACAGUGUCCCUGAGACCUCCCCUUCCAGUCCCCCUGCCCCUUGAAAUGUAGUCUCUGGACUGGAGGCUCCCUGCACUUCUGGUUAGCCGGCCACCACCGCCACAGCCUGCCUCCUAGCCCUGCUCCAGGCCUUGCUGCUCUCACCCUGCUGCCACACACCUGCCCUAAGCAGCCAGGUCUCACCAGGUGCUGUACCCUGAGGGCACUUAGAGGCUGGCUGGAACUCCUGGAGUUGCUGAGCUCUUAGAUCCUGGGGCCUAGGAGAGCUUCUGAGAUGGGGGUGCCUGAAAUCAUCCUGGCUGAUCCACCUAUUUCCACACUAGCUUCUACCCCUCCAAAGAACCCCAGUUUUUCCCGAGAUGGCGCUGGGGCUUCCAGAAUUGACAGAGCAAGGGUAUUAGCCCUCCUCACCUGGCCGAGCCAGUUUCUGAAGUCACACAUUCCUUUACAUUCCUUUACAUUGUCGUGAAGCCAUAGCUUUCUAGGUCGGCCACUGGCACUCAGAACUAGUUUCCUUCUCUCUCUGCUCUACCUUCUGCCUUGGUCUGGACAGGUUCUGACCCAGCUGAACAUCCAGCCAGGGCCAUUCUGUGUUCUGUAUUGGAACCCAGGCAUGGAUCCUUUAAACUUCUAUUCUUGACCUAGAUGGAAUCCCCUGGUUAAAAAAAAAAAAAAAAAAAA
Molecule: messenger RNA, 1424 nt
Organism: Arvicola amphibius (Eurasian water vole)
Lineage: Eukaryota; Metazoa; Chordata; Mammalia; Rodentia; Cricetidae
Gene: Fgf11
Product: fibroblast growth factor 11
Exons: 5
Coding region: 88-756 (222 amino acids)
Biological process (GO): regulation of cell migration; positive regulation of cell population proliferation; positive regulation of protein phosphorylation
Cellular component (GO): cytoplasm
Molecular function (GO): growth factor activity; fibroblast growth factor receptor binding
Source: RefSeq, a predicted model, not a curated record